Messenger RNA from Nicotiana tabacum (common tobacco), 1092 nucleotides. The record is from RefSeq and is a predicted model, not a curated record. Lineage: Eukaryota; Viridiplantae; Streptophyta; Magnoliopsida; Solanales; Solanaceae.
AUGGCUUUUAAAAACCGCCCCCAAGGAACAUUGCCAGCGAACACAAAUAUUAACCCCAAGGAGCCAAACCCAAAUCAGCUGAUGGCAGUAAGUCUCCGGAAUGGGAGAGAUUUAGACAAAGAGCAGGAGGUUGCACAAGCCAGCAAAGAGACUACGCCAUUCACUCCAAUUCCUCUAGAGGUAGAUGAACCAUCAAAUCUGACUAAAGUGGUGGUUGAACAGGGUCAAGAUGAAAAGGGUAACGCUAAGGUAAAUGAACAAGCUGCAGAGCAGGUGGUGCCUCUUAUGCCACAGAACCCCAACAGAGAGAAGACAACAAACAGUGCACAAAGGUUGAAUAUUCCUUUGAUGGAUGCCUUGAUGGAGAUGCCAGGUUAUGCGAAGAUGAUGAAAGACCUAAUGUCACAGAAGUUUGAUUUUCAGGACCUAUCCACAGUGACUCUGACGCAGACCUGUAGCGUAGUAGUGACAAAACCGAUGACUCAAAAGAUGUUAGACCCAGGUAGCUUCACUAUUCCAUGCACGAUUGGAGUUAUGCCUUUGCAAAGAGCUAGAUUGACUUCGAUGCUGCUGCAGCUGGCUGACCGCACGGUAAAAAGGCCUACUGGGAUUCUUGAUGAUGUGUUGGUGCAAGUGGGGAAGUUUGUGUUCCCUGCAAACUUUGUUAUUCUAGACUGUCUGGUAGAUGAGGAGAUACCUAUCAUUUUAGGUAGGCCAUUUUUGGCCACCGGGAGAGCACUGAUCGAUUGUGAGACUGGGGAAUUAAAAAUGAGACUGAACGAUGAAGAAGUUCUUCUGUUACAAGAAUUCGAUCUGGAAAUACGUGACCGAAAAGGGACAGAGAACCAUGUAGCUGACCACCUCUCAAGGUUGGAAGGAGCUGAAAAGAAGGUAAAGGUUGAGGAUAUAACAGAGACAUUCCCGGAUGAACAAUUAUUGUCAAUGACAAUGGAGGAGGCACCUUGGUUUGCUGAUAUUGCUAAUUAUUUAAUAACAUUAUCCGUCGGUGUAUCCCCGAGAAAGAUCAACAUUCUGUUUUGCAAGCUUGCCAUGCUUCACCAUAUGGUGGACACUUUGGAGGAAUUCAGAUAA